This is a messenger RNA of Carica papaya (papaya), 2157 nucleotides long. RefSeq lists its product as uncharacterized. Gene Ontology annotation, molecular function: protein binding. NCBI's taxonomy places the organism in Eukaryota, Viridiplantae, Streptophyta, Magnoliopsida, Brassicales, Caricaceae. The record is from RefSeq and is a predicted model, not a curated record.
AGAAAAUAGUCUUGUUCCUAAGUUAAUGGAAUCUGCAUUUCACUUCUGCUGUAGUCCCCAAUCCACAACAUCGCUAAUUCGUAUCCCUUCCUCGAUGAUCACUCAAAGGAACCCCGUACUCGGUUUCAGAUACAACGCUUCUUCGCAAUCACAUUCAGGCAGUUACAAACUCCGGCAUGAUCCUUACCACGUUUACUAUCGAACUCCACAUGCUGUGGACAGGUCUUUGGGACCUGAAAUGGACGAAAAAGGUGACGAUAGAAUGGUCGCAAAGCACUCUGUGAGGGCGUCCGUGGUUUUAGCUUGUGCCCUAAGCAUCAUCGGGUGGAGCUCCAACGUGAUGAAACCGAUGGCAAUAGCUGGUCCUAAGCAGCUUUAUCAGAAAGCUCCUCCGGCUAUGUAUUCGACCAUAUUGUUUCCUAUUGGAGGGAAGGCUGCCCUUAAAUCGUUGUUGGAUGUGAGUGCUUGUUUGGCUUCUGAUCAAAAUGUUUUUCCAAGGGGUUUUAAUUUGGACCAGCUGCCUUCUUCCCCUUCAAAGGAAGAUGUUGAUGUCAUUAAGAUGGAGGCAGUGAGGCUGGUGAAAAUGGGAAAGCCAGAAGAUGGGCUUGAACUGUUGUACAAGGCUUGCAACAAGUAUAAAAAUGACUCUGAGCCUGCAUAUAAUGUGGAGAUGGCACUAGUUGAAAUUCUUAUAUGUCAGGGAAAGUACAAAGAAGCCUCAGAAUGUAGAUGCCUCCAAGAUGACUACGGCCAUAGUUCUGACGUUCGCUUGUAUCUUUACAGGGCCAUUAUAUACACCAUGCUGGACAGAGAUGAAGAAGCAAAGAAAUGGUGGAAAGAAUUCAGAAAGACUAUUGGAGAAGGAAUUAACCCUGCAGAUUUCGAAUAAUAAAUAUGCACUUUAUAUCAUAACUAAAGAAAAAAGUUUGUUUAUUUUUGUAAAAUUUUAAUUUUACUGAUACUUUUUCAAACUAUUUAUAAAUAAUAUACAAUUAGGAGGAAUAUCUAUUAAAAGUUUUUAGUUAUGUUGUAAAAUUUUAAAAGUUUUUUUUUAACUUGAAAAAUGAAUAAUCUAACAAUAAACCAUUGCGUCUUAUAUUCCUAAACAAAAGUAUGUAGAAUACUUGGUUGAAUUUGUGAAUUGAAGCAUGGUUUCGUUAGGUGAUAAGAGUAAAGGAGGAAUUUUGAGUUUGAUAUCCAUGAAAUAAAGGUGGCUUACUUCGUUGUUUUAAACUCAACCCAGCUUUAAGAUAUUCUUUUAUACUCAAAAGGGUAUAAGUAUAACGACCACAAUGGCACUCAAAAUAGAUUCAGCACCUAGGAAUAUGAGGACAAGAGUUCUAAGGCAAAUAUUCAAUGUAUGUGCCCUCUUCUGCCAUAACAGUCGAUGUAUCUGAGUUUGAGUGAGUGAGUGAUAAAGCAAAGAUGAAACGAUGAGGGGUAUAGAGAGAGAGAAGAAGAAGAAGAAGAAGCAGAGGAGACUCAAAAUUAAAAAAAAAAAAUGGGUUUUUUUUUCUUUUGCAGAGAAUGACGAGACAGGAAGAUGAGGAGAGAGAGAGAGAGAGAGAGAGAGAGAGAGAGAGAGAAGAAAGAGGAAGAUGGAGAUAAAGAGGCAGGAGAAAACCGAAAUUAAAAAAAAAAAAAUUAGGUUUUUGUAUAAACUGCAUCAUUUAUUUUUUGCCAAACACGAAACACACAAUAGUUUUUAAUUUUAUUUCAUAAAAAACUAAAUAGUUUUUAGGUAAACGCUUUUACUUUCAAAAUCUACGGCACAAGUUACAACUACCCCAAACACCUAUGGAAGAAGAAAAAGAGGGUCCUGGUUCGAGAUUAAAAAAAAUUUGAGGUAACGAGAGAAGAAAAAGGGUUAGUUUAGGUUUCAAUAGGUGGCUGGUUUUUGGAAGAGUUUUUGAGAUGGGAAAAGGAGAGGGGGAUAUAAUCGGGUUUGGGGAAGCCAGGGCCAGAGAAUGAGCCGGAGAAACAGAAAGAGAGCAAUCAAGGGGGCUCGUUCUGCGUUUCAGGCGAAGCAGAGAAAGAAAAAAAAUUCAUGUAGCUGAGAAGAAACGAGUCUGGGAUUGUGAGAUUAAGGAGAAACCGAGAUGGAACAAGGGAGAAAAGAGAAAGGAGGAGCUUGAAUACUAUUUUUCCCAAGUCAAG